AUGGAUAGAAGUAACACUAUAAAUGAGACUUCCGAAGAACGUCGACGAAGACUUAAUCGUGAACGACAACAGCGUUAUCGUAAAAACAAAAGAAAUACGGGACUUGACCACUCAGGAGAGAAGAGGAUACGUAUACAAGAUGAAGUUAGUAACGCUAUAGAUGAAACUUCUGAAGAACGUCAACGAAGACUUAAUCGUGAACGACAACAACAUAACGUGACUAUCCGCGCUGAACAAGAAGUAGUUAUUCAUCUGACUACUGUUCCGCUAAAAACAUUAAAAGCACGUAUUUAUCCAUGGUCUUCGCAAGGUUUAGACCGUCACUCUCUGGGAAGCAUGAAUCAUAGAUGUAAUUGUUGUGGGGCGCUGUUGUGGAUAGAUGAAAGAACAGGCACAUCCACACGAUCACCAGUUUUCACAACAUGUUGUGCCAAAGGCAAGGUUUUUCUUCCUCCUAUUGAGGAAUUACCAUAUCCUCUCAACAUUCUUCUUACUAGAACAGAUCCAAGUGCACGUUCAUUUAGGAAAAAUAUUAGGUCGUAUAAUUCAGCUUUGGCUUUUACAUCUAUGGGUGCAAAGGUUGAUCAUAGCAUAACAGGAACAAGUGGCAUUUACAGCUUUCGUGUUCAUGGUAAAAUAUAUCAUGGCAUAGGCACAAUACUUCCUGACAAUGAAGCUCACCCUCAGUUUGCUCAAAUAUAUCAUGAAUUGCAAAACAGAAUGAAUGUAAUGCCUAAUCUUGAUCCAGUUAUUCUUGAGGAGCUUCAGCAAAUGUUACAUGAUGUGAACCCAUAUUGUGAAAUGUUCAAACAAGCUGGAGACAUUGUAAGAUUAAAUCCAUCCUUGGACUUGCGAAUGGCAAUCAUAGAUAGUAGAAAACAAGAUUCUAGACGUUACAAUACUCCAACAACAUCAGAAGUUGCAGUUAUUAUGAUUGGAGAUGGACAAGAAGCUGAACCAUUGGAACGAAAUAUUUGUUUACCCUGA
Molecule: messenger RNA, 987 nt
Organism: Entrophospora sp. SA101
Lineage: Eukaryota; Fungi; Glomeromycota; Glomeromycetes; Entrophosporales; Entrophosporaceae
Source: the annotation of a GenBank genome assembly